UUUUAAUGUAAAAACCUUUUUGAGAAACUUAGAAGCUUCAUAUUUAGAAGCCAUAAAAUUCUUGUUGAAAUUAGUCAAUAAAUAUACACACUUUUAAUGCAAAGAAAUUUGCUUUCCAUAAGGCCUCUCUUCCUUCGGGGGGUAGGCGAGUUGGGGGCCUUGAAUGCGCCCAACCGCCUUUUUCGGCCCUCGGUAGCUCUGAUGCAUGCUGCUGCUUCCAAACGACGUCCGGGUAAAAUCCCUCCCAAGAUGGAGAAACUGCGGAAAAGGUUUCAGGAGGACAACGAGUUACCCGUCUUCCUCAAGGGCGGAGGCAUGGAUAAGCUUUUAUACCGCCUGACUUGGGUGCUGUGUUUCAUUGGCCUGGCCGGUGAUCUUGUUUUAUGGUUUGGCUACAUUUUGGCUUAAAAUUCUGGACCCAUCAUCUUUGCUAAUCACAUCAUGCAAUACAAUUUCCAACCCAAAAUAAUGUUUUACCCCAAACACCCUAAACUUAAAGAGUUCUAAGCAGCUUGUGUUGUUGUUUUUGUCCUUUUUCUGCGUUAUAGUUUCAUAACAAACGGCAAUUCAAUAAAACUAUCAUCCAAAAACGUA
Drosophila bipectinata is the source of this 594-nucleotide messenger RNA. RefSeq names its product Cytochrome c oxidase subunit 7A-like (gene COX7AL). Gene Ontology annotation, biological process: mitochondrial respirasome assembly; regulation of oxidative phosphorylation; mitochondrial electron transport, cytochrome c to oxygen. The record is from RefSeq and is a predicted model, not a curated record. Lineage: Eukaryota; Metazoa; Arthropoda; Insecta; Diptera; Drosophilidae.